Molecule: messenger RNA, 1326 nt
Organism: Rotaria sordida
Lineage: Eukaryota; Metazoa; Rotifera; Eurotatoria; Philodinida; Philodinidae
Source: the annotation of a GenBank genome assembly
AUGAAUAAUAUGAAUUCAACAGGCGAUAUUGAAAUACCAACAAUAUCGGUAGCUUAUUUUCAUCGUUUACUUAAACGUUUUGGUGUUGUUUAUAUGGCAAUUGUAAUUAUAUUUGGAAUUAUUGGUAAUUCUAUAUCAUGUUAUGUUUUUGUUCGAAGUAAACUUAAACGUUUAAGUUGUAGUUCCUAUUUGAUUGCUUUAUCUUUAUCUGACAAUGGUUAUCUUAUAUGUUUAUCACUUAUUUGGUUGGAAAAUGUACAUUUAUAUAUAUUUCAUAAUCAUGGAAUAUGUCAAUUUGGUGUUUAUCUUACAACAGUUUGUAGUUCAUUGUCUGUAUGGUUUACAGUUGCAUUUACCACUGAACGUUUUGUUGUUGUUGCUUAUCCAUUAAAACGCUCUCAAUAUAAUUCAUUAAGUCGUUCUCGUUAUGUUAUACUUCUUCUUACAGCUUUAGCAUUUCUUCUUUAUUCAUCAUCAUUAUGGGCAUCAGGUAUUGAAGAAGCUAAACCUGAACGACGAAAUUCUUCUCUACACGAAACACGUUGUGUUACAUUACCAGAAUGGCUUAAAUUUACACGACAUAUGAAUAUAAUAGAUUUUUUUCUUACAUUUAUUAUACCUUUUUUAACAAUUCUUACAUUAAAUACAUUAAUUAUAUUUAAAUCUGGUCAAUAUGAUCGUUUAUUAGAACGUAACUAUAUUCAACCAUCAACAUAUAUAUUACAUAAUUUAUUAGAACAUCGUUUACGUCGUUCAAAAUAUCAUCGACGUAUAACAAAAAUGUUAUUAAUUAUUUCAACAACAUUUUUAUUAUUAAAUACUCCAAUGCAUUUAUUAAAAAUUUAUUAUUUUUUCUUUUCAAUUGAUGAUACAAACGAUUCUACUGAAUCAAUUAUUGAAAUGUUAACAUUUUAUUUGUUUUAUACAAAUUUUUCAAUAAAUUUUUUUCUUUAUUCAUUAUGUGGAAAAAAUUUUCGUUCAUGUCUUAUGGAUUUAAUUCAACAUAUUGGUAAAAAUAAACAAACAACAAGUUUUUUUUCAAAUGUUGGUGAUAAUCCAUUAGUUCAAUAUUAUCAACGUUCACAUGAUACACGUCAUAAUUCACGUUUUUCAAAACGUGAACUUAGUAGUACACUUAGUAGUGGAGGUAUUAAUGGAAAUGCAUUUAUGUCAACAUCAAAUUUAACUACUGCAAUGGCUACAGGUAUUAGUCAACAAACAUUACAUCCAUCAUCAUCAGCAUCAUCAUUUAAAAAAAGUUCAUUAAAAAUUGAAUUACUUACACCAACAGUUGUCAAAUUUUAUCCAACAUUUACUAUUAAAUGA